Messenger RNA from Parnassius apollo (apollo), 291 nucleotides. The record is from the annotation of a GenBank genome assembly. NCBI's taxonomy places the organism in Eukaryota, Metazoa, Arthropoda, Insecta, Lepidoptera, Papilionidae.
AUGAGGACUAUAGUAGCGUAUUCGGAGGGGAAACAAGCGGAGAUGGACCGUCCGUCACCUGUGACAUGCGAUCGUCUGCCGGCUUUUCCGAAAAUACCUUAUUUUAAUCGCACCUGGUCCGCUCACGCAUACUCCGAUUCCUGGCAGCGGGUCAAGGGAACUCCCGUUUCUCUGUACGCGGCGUACUACGACGAAAGGGCGCCGCAACGCUACGUGCGACUUCUUGCAAUUUUUCACGGUCGAAACAUUUCAGCGGGGGGAACCAUUAUAUUGUCAAACACGUCCUUUUAA